Messenger RNA from Schistosoma margrebowiei, 1211 nucleotides. Lineage: Eukaryota; Metazoa; Platyhelminthes; Trematoda; Strigeidida; Schistosomatidae. The record is from the annotation of a GenBank genome assembly.
UGAACCGCAUAUUUAAAGCUUUUCUACACACUUUGAUGUUCAGUCAAAAGAAUUUCCCCUCAAUGGAUUAUUGUUUAUUGGAACGGUAACAUCAGCUGUGAAAACAGCUGUUUCCAUUUUAGCUGUUAUUUUGUGUUCUACACAACUAUCAAUUAACAGUCGUCAAUAAACAUUUUCAAGGUAUUUUUACCUUGUGAUGGCUGAUGAAGGGUUGAAGGAUUCUAAAGCUAAUGAUGGCCAGAUAGAUGAAGAUCGUUUAAAUGAAGAAGAUUACCAGGAACCGGAUUGUCGUAGUGAAAACAUAUCUGAAGAUAUCACAGAUACAGAGAUCGAGUGUUUGAAAAAGGAACUGCAAUCUGAGAUUUCAGAGUUGGAGUGGGAAUUCAAGCAAGCAAAAGAGUCACUAUACAAUGAACGUAUAAUGCAAGUAGAGAAUAAAUUAAAUCAAGCGAAAAUGGGUACUGCGCCUGAAUUUCUUCAUGUUUUAUCCUUGGUUGAAGAGACGUAUAAAAUUCGAUUACAGGUGGCAAAACAUAGAAUGCAAUUCGCUUUGGAAAUAACUAACAAAGAGUUGGAUAACGAGUUACAAAUCAUUCAGUGUGACGUUAAUGAGCGAUUAUUAGCAGCAGAAGAACAAAUUCGAUUAAGUCUUCAAGAGAGUUUAUGUAAACUUCAAUAUGAACGAGCUGCUCACCAAAGAAAAGCUUCUAAAGAUUCAGAAAAAGAAUAUACCAAGUCUUUUGAUCAAUAUGAUAAUUAUCUUCCUAGUCCAAAUCUUGAACCUCGAAAGAAACCAGUUACACUAUCCCCAUCUACUCCAAGACUUAUAUAUCAAAUACCUGACAAAGAUAUUCGUUCAGAUGUUGAAUUAAUUUUAGCAGCUGUAAAGAAACAUAAAUUAGCCUUUGCUAUGUCACAGCUCAAAAACGAAAAGAUAAAGUAAAUACCAACGCUUAUGUAAAGAUGUAAAUACUUUUUAUCUCUCAGUAUAUUUUUCUUUCUGUAAGUUAUGUAGUUUAUGAUGUGUGUGUAUAAUAAAAAAAGACUCAUAAUAAAAUGAACAAGUUUAUACAUCAAUUUUUUCCUUUUAUAAACAUUUACGGGUGACUACUGCUCACCAGUCAAUUGUUUAUGAAAACACCACAAAAUGAACAUUUGAUUUGAAUACUUUUGUUGUGAAUCUAUUUCAUUUUUUGUGUUGCUCGUCAGUC